This is a messenger RNA of Brassica napus (rape), 1157 nucleotides long. Its product is annotated as transcription factor DIVARICATA-like. The record is from RefSeq and is a predicted model, not a curated record. The coding region runs from base 174 to 1043 and encodes 289 amino acids. NCBI's taxonomy places the organism in Eukaryota, Viridiplantae, Streptophyta, Magnoliopsida, Brassicales, Brassicaceae. Gene Ontology annotation, molecular function: DNA binding. The transcript has 3 exons.
CACCAAAUCUGGAAAACCAAUAGAUUCAUUUUCUUUCUUCUGCAAAAUCUCAAAGCUAUCCAGAAAAAAACUCCCUUUGGACUCACUACCCAGAUCUUGCCUAGAUUUUCUCCAUUCUUUUUUUUCUCAAAAAAGGUUGAAGCUUUUCUAGAUUCCUUGAAGUUUUUGCAACCAUGGAGAUUCUGAGACCGGCGACGACGUCUCACGUGUCCGGUGGCAACUGGCUCAUGGAGGAGACAGAGAGCAACGUCCCCUUGGCAGCUUCUCCCGAUGCCGCCACGUGGACGGUAGCUGAGAACAAGGCGUUCGAGAAUGCUCUGGCAGUUUACGACGACAACACUCCUGACCGGUGGCAGAAAGUAGCGGCGGCGAUUCCGGGGAAGACCGUGAGUGACGUCAUCAAACAGUAUAACGACCUGGAAGCUGACCUCAGCAGCAUCGAAGCCGGUUUAAUCCCUGUUCCCGGUUACAUCACCUCCCCUUUCACUCUUGACUGGACCGGCGACGGCGGAUGUAACGGUUUCAAACCGGGUCAUCCGGUUGGUAACAAACGGUUGCCGGCUGGUAGAUCGCCGGAGUUGGAGCGGAAGAAAGGUGUUCCUUGGACGGAAGAAGAACACAAGCUAUUUCUAAUGGGUUUGAAGAAAUACGGUAAAGGAGAUUGGAGGAACAUAUCUAGAAACUUUGUGAUAACGCGAACGCCAACACAAGUCGCUAGUCACGCCCAAAAAUACUUUAUCCGGCAACAUUCCGGCGGCAAGGACAAGAGACGAGCAAGCAUACACGACAUAACCACUGUGAAUCUCCAAGACGAAGCUUCUUUGGAGACCAACAAGAGCUCCAUCGUUGCACGAGAGCAGCGUUCAAGACUAGCCGCGUUUCCGUGGAGCCAAACGAACAACAAUGGAACGCAUGCAGACACUUUCAACAUAACGAUUGGAAACGCUAUUAGUGGCGUUCACUCUUAUGGUCAGGCUCUGCUAGGGCCGUUUAACACCGCAGAUUCUUGCUACGACGCGCAGAACACAAUGUAUCAGUUAUAAUGAGUGGUGAUAGAUCUCUAAUUAAAGGGUGUGAGUUAGAUUCUUAAAUUUUUCAUAUGGACGGAACAAUCGUAUUUGAAAACUGUAUAAUAAACGUCCAUUCGUUUUCACUGA